Messenger RNA from Aphidius gifuensis, 5366 nucleotides. RefSeq lists its product as uncharacterized. Bases 15 to 5264 code for a protein of 1749 amino acids. The transcript is spliced from 26 exons. The record is from RefSeq and is a predicted model, not a curated record. NCBI's taxonomy places the organism in Eukaryota, Metazoa, Arthropoda, Insecta, Hymenoptera, Braconidae.
UUUUUUUUUGGCACAUGGCUAUGGCAAUGCCAAAUAUUAUUUUUAUUAAAUUACUUAGUGUUUUAUUUAUUAUAACUUAUAGUUGUAAUUAUGUUAAAUGUGCAACUAAAAUAACAAAUGAUAUUCCAGUAACACAAAGUGAAAAAUAUGAUGAUUCAGUUACAAGAAGAAAAACAUUAUCUGAUCAUCAUAAUCGUGCAGCUGAGUCAGUCAUUGAAGAAGUCAAUACAAAACAACUCGAACGUCUUUUGAAUGAAAAAGACUUUGUGGCUGUUUAUUGGUAUGCAAGAAGUUGUACAACAUGUGACAAGGUUUUGGCUGAGCUUGAAAAAAUUGACGAUGAUACAGACACAUUUGGUGUGGAUUUCGUUAAAAUUAAUGACAAACGUUUGGCAAAACAAUAUGGCAUUAGAAAUUUUCCAGCUCUUACAUAUUUUAGAAAUAAAGAGCCAAUUAUAUAUGAUGGUGACUUGAUGGAUGAAGAAAAUGUUCUUGAUUUUUUAACAAGUCUUGAAGCAAUGGACUUACCCGACAGAAUCGAAGAAGUUAAUGCUAAAAUUUUAAAUAAAAUUGUCGAAGAUACAGAUUUUGUUGCUGUACUUUUUUAUGAUCUGGACUGUAAAAAGUGUGCAAAAGCUUUACAAGAGCUUGAAAAUAUUGAUGAUGAAGCUGAUCAACUUGAUAUUGCUUUUGUAAAAAUAUGUGAUGAUAAAUUAGCCGAUGAAUAUAAUCUUGGUAAUUUACCGACUCUUGUUUACUAUCGUCAUGGAAUACCAAUUAUUUACGAACAUGAACUUAGUAAAGAAGAGGAUGUUUUAGAAUGGCUAGUUGCAAAUAAAAGUACUGGUGAUGAAGAAGAUGUUAUUGAAGAUGUUACAGCAAAAACUUUAAACACUUUAAUUGGAAAUAUGGAUAAUCUUGUGGUUUUAUUCUAUGAAACUGAUCAAGAUAUUUCUUCACAAGUACUUUGGGAGUUGGAAAAAAUUGAUGAUGAUUUGGAUAAACAUGGUAUUCAAUUUGUUAAAAUUAAUGAUAAAAAUACUGCUAGAGAAUUUGGAAUUGAUCAAGUACCAGCAAUUGUUUAUUUUGAGCAUCAAAUUCCAAGUGUAUAUGAUGGUGAUGUACAGAAUGAAGAUAAAAUUCUCGAGUGGUUAUUGGGACAAUUGGAAAAAGAUGAAAUUGAAGAUGUUACUGAUGAAAUGUUGAAUCGUUUAGUCAAAGAAGGAAAAACAAUUGCAGUAUUAUUUUAUGAUAACAAUGAUCAUGAAUCUCAGCGAGUAUUACUGGAAUUGGAAAAUAUUGAUGAUGAAUGUGAUCAGCUUGGAAUUGUUUUUGUUAAAAUUGAUAAUACAGAAGAGGCUAAAGAUUAUGGCAUUGAUCAAUUACCAGCUCUUAUUUAUUUUGAAAAAGGUGUACCAACAAUGUAUGAAGGAGAACUUGAAGAUGAAAAACAAGUACUUUCAUGGCUUGAAGAACAACAAUUUAUUGAUCAAAUUGAAGAUGUCACUGAUGAAAUGUUGGAUAUUGUUAUUGAAAAAAUGUCACAUGUUGCUGUUUUAUUCUAUAAUAAAAAACAAAAAAAAAGUAUGAAAGUUCUUCAAGAACUAGAAAAUAUUGACGAUGAAUGUGAUCAUCAUGAAAUUUCAUUUGUAAAAAUUGAUGAUAAAAAUGAAGCUCGUAAAUAUGGAUUAAAUUCAUUGCCAAAGCUUGUAUUAUUUGAAAAAGGAAUUCCAAAUAUUUACGAUGGUGAUUUAAUGAAAGAAGAACAAUUACUUGGAUGGUUAGUGUAUCAAAAAAAACAUCGUGAAAUUCCUGAAAUUACUGACAAAAUGAUGGAGAAACUCAUUGAAGAACUUCCAUAUUUUGCUGUGCUAUUUUAUAAAAAAGAUGAAAAACGAAGUAUAAGAAUUUUAAAUGAGCUAGAAAAUAUUAAUGAUGAUCUUGAGCAUGAAAAAAUUGUCAUUGUUAGAAUUGACAGUGCUGAACAAGCAAAAAUAUUGGGAAUAGAUCAUUUUCCAACUUUGGUUUAUUAUGAAAAUCAAAUUCCAACAAUAUAUGAAGAUGAUUUGAUCAAUGAAGAGAAUGUAUUAGAAUGGCUACUUGAACAAAAAAAUACAGCAACAAUAGAAGAAGUUACUGAUGAGAUUCUUACAAAUAUGAUUCAUAAAUAUGAAUACGUUGUUGUUUAUUUUAGUAAUAAAUGUGAAGAUGGUGAUGAUUGUGACAAAACUUUAAAACAACUUGAAAGUAUUGAUGAUGAGCUAGAUGAAACUGGUAUCAUGUUUGUGACAACUGAAGAUAUAUCAGUUGCUAAAAAAUACAAUGUAAAAACUUUUCCAUCAUUGGUAUUCUUUAGAAAUCAAGAGCCACUAACUUAUGAAGGUGACAUUGAAGAUGAGGAUGAAGUUUUAUUAUGGCUAACUGAUGAACGUACAUUAGAAAUACCAGGAAAAAUUGAAGAAGUUAAUCCUAAAAUGUUGGAAACUAUUCUUGAUGAAAACGAUUAUGUUAUUGUAUUUUUUUAUAUGAAAGAAGAUAAACCAAGUCAAAAAAUAUUACAAGAACUUGAAAAUAUUGAUGAUGAAUGUGAAGAAGAGGAUAUUGAUUUUGUUAAAAUAUCAGAUGUAAAUAUUCGUAAAGAAUAUGAUCUAGCUGACAUUCCAGCACUUGCAUUUUAUCGUCAUCAAUUUAGAAAAAUAUAUGAUGGUGAUAUGAUGCAUGAAGAGGCAAUUUUAGAAUGGAUAUUACAACUUCGUCAUUCAACUCCAGAUGUCAUUGAAAGUGUAGAUCGUAAAACACUUCAAACACUUAUCAACAGUGUUGAACAUCUUGCUGUAUUUUUCUAUGAUGAAAGUGAACUUUGUAAAAUAUGUCCUGAUGUACUUGAAGAGCUAGAAACAAUUGAUGAUGAUGCUAAAAAAUAUGGAAUACAAUUUGUUAAAUCUAAAGAUUCAAAACUUGCUGCUGAAUCAGGAAUAUUUUCAUUUCCAGCACUUGUUUAUUAUGAAACUGGAGUUCCCAUUAUGUAUGAUGAAAAUUUAUUGGAUGAAAAUAAUGUUCUUAAUUGGAUGCUGAAACAGAGAAAUGAUGCAAGCAUUGAUAAAAUUGAUCGAGCUGAAUUGACAACUCUCAUUGAAACGAAAGAAUUUUUAGCAAUUAUUUUUUAUUCAAAUGAUGAUCCAGAAAGUCCACGAAUUUUAAGACACAUUGAACUCAUAGACGAUGAUGCAUCCGAGUAUGGAAUUAAAAUUGUUCGAAUGGAUGAUUAUUUGAUGGCAAAAAAAUAUGGAUUUAGAACUCUACCAGGAAUAACAUAUUUUCGUAAAGGAAAAUUUAUAAAUUACGAUGGUGAUAUGGAUGACGAAGAAGAAAUACUUGACUGGUUAACAAACCCUGAUAAUAUGGAACUGACUGAUCACAUUGAACGAAUUAAUCGAAAAAUGUUUCAUAAAAUUCGUCAAACUUCUGAUUAUGUUGCAGUUUAUUUCUAUAGCAAAGACUGCAAGCAGUGCAGCAGAGUCUUAGUUGAAAUCGAGCACAUUGAUGACGAUGCUGAUAAUCUUGGAAUAAAUUUUGUGAAAAUUGACGAUAAAGAAUUGGCACGUGAAUAUGGUGUUUUUGCACUUCCAGCUAUUUUAUUUUUCAAGAUGGGAUCAAAAGAUCCAGUCAUUUAUGCAGGUGAUUUAUAUGAUGAAAAUCAAAUUUUAACAUGGCUAACAAUGCAAAAGGAUCCAUCAAGUGAUGUAAUUGAAGAUUUAGAAGGUGAAAAUUUACUUCACAUGAUUCGUGAAUCAGAAUCACUUGCUGUUUAUUUUUGGAACAGAACGCUUUGUGACUUGUGCCAGUCAAAAGCGUUCCGCAAGCAGAUGCGUCAUCAGCAAGAGCAGAAGAUUACCGAAAAUGAGGAAGCUAUCAAAGAUGCCAAUGAUUCUGAUGAUUGUGAUCAGUGUGCAACAAUAUUAGAAGAGCUUGAAAAUAUAGAUGAUGAUUGUGAUCGACAUGGAAUAACAUUCAUCAAAACUCAGGAUGCUAAAGUUGCUGAAGAUUAUGGUAUAACUGAUUUUCCAGUAUUGGUUUAUUUUGAAUCACAAACACCAAGUGUUUUUGAAGGUGAAUUAAAUGAAGAAGAAGAAGUAUUACAAUGGCUAAUUACACAAAAAACUGAAGACAGAAUUGAAUCAAUAACGAGAACUAUUUUAGAGGCAUCAGUUGAGGAUACACAAUAUCUAGCAGUUUAUUUCUACAGAAAGAACUGCAAUAUUUGUGAUGAAAUUCUCGAGGGUCUAGAACGAAUUGACGAUGAAUGUGAUGUGUUUGGUAUUCACUUGGUGAAAAUACAAGAUGUACAAUUGGCUAAAAGAUAUUCAAUUAAAACAUUUCCAGCUUUGGUUUAUUUUCGUAAUGGAAAUCCAUUAUUAUUUGAAGGGGAUUUACAAAAUGAAGAUUCAGUAUUGGAAUGGCUUAUUGAUGAUGACAACAGAGAACUAGCUGAUGAAAUUGAAUCAGUCAAUGAAAGAAUGCUCGAACGUCUUUUAGAUGAGUCACCAUUUCUUGCAGUAUUUUUUUUUGAUGAUGAUUGUCAAGAGUGUGAUGAAAUAAUGGAAGCACUUGAAAUGAUUGAUGGUGAAGCAGAUUUAUUUGGUAUUGAUUUUGUUAAAAUAUCAAGUACUGAUGCUGCUAAAAAAUAUGGAAUUGUUAAUACACCUUCAUUGGUUUAUUUUCGUAAAAAAAUUCCAUUAAUUUAUGAUGGUGAUUUAACAAAUGAAGAAAAAAUUCUACAAUGGCUUACAUCACAAGAUGUAUUUGAAAUUAAAAAUGAAAUUGAAGAAGUUAAUAGAAAAAUGUUGGAUAAAUUGUUAAAUGAAAAUGAAUUUCUCAGUGUAUUUUUUUAUGAUCGUGAUGAUGAUGAGAGUACAAUUAUACAUAAAAAAUUAGAAACAAUUGAUGAUGAAACUGAUAAUUUAGACAUUACAUUUGUCAAAAUGGCAGAUCCACGUUAUGCUAGAAAAUGGGGAGUUACUAAAUUACCAGCAAUUGUUUAUUUUCGUCGAAGAUUUCCCAGUAUUUAUCGAGGUGAUUUGCAUAAAGAAGAUGAGGUACUUGAAUGGUUAAAAAAAAAUCGGUUCCGUACACCAGAAUUAAAUGUCUAUAUGUAUUUAGUAUUAUUAAUCACAAUACUGUUCGCAAUGUAUACAGGAUUUCUUCUUUCAUGUUUUCGUUCAGAUCAAAAUCCUGCUCCAGUCACCCAUAUAAAACAAUCUUAAAAAAUAAAUUAAUCAAAAAUUCAUACGUUUUUUAAAACUGUAAUUUUUUUUUUUUUCUUUUCAUCAGUGUGGCAAUAAAAUUUUUAUAAAAAUUAAAUACUA